Molecule: messenger RNA, 1142 nt
Organism: Enhydra lutris kenyoni (northern sea otter)
Lineage: Eukaryota; Metazoa; Chordata; Mammalia; Carnivora; Mustelidae
Product: WD repeat domain 53
Exons: 3
Coding region: 38-1114 (358 amino acids)
Molecular function (GO): protein binding
Source: RefSeq, a predicted model, not a curated record
GGAGGGAAGCGGGAAACGCAGGGUCUCCUGGGCCAUAAUGGCUGUCAAAUGGACUGGUGGACAUUCUUCUCCUAUUCUCUGCCUGAAUGCAAGUCAAGAAGGGCUAGUGGCUUCUGGAGCAGAAGGUGGUGAUCUCAUGGCUUGGGGUGAAGAUGGGACUCCUUUAGGACAUACACGCUUCCAAGGAGCUGAUGAUGUUACCAGUGUCUUAUUCUCUCCCUCCUGCCCCACCAAGCUCUAUGCCUCGCAUGGAGAAACCAUUAGCUUACUGGAUGUCCGGUCCCUCAAAGGUUCUGUGGACCAUUUUCACGUGAAUGAAGAAGAAAUCAAUUGCCUCUCAUUGAAUGACACUGAAAACCUGCUGGCUUCUGCUGAUGACUCCGGGGCAAUUAAAAUCCUAGACUUGGAAAAUAACAAAGUUAGCAGAUCACUGAAGAGACAUUCCAAUAUCUGUUCCUCUAUAGCUUUUCGGCCUCAAAGGCCUCAGAGCCUGGUAUCAUGUGGACUGGAUAUGCAGGUAAUGCUAUGGAACCUUCAGAAAGCACGGCCACUCUGGAUUACAAAUUUGCAGGAAGAUGAAACAGAAGAGAUGGAAAGCCCACAAUCACCUGGUCAGCUUUUAAACCCUGCUUUAGCCCACUCUGUGUCUGUGGCAUCAUGUGGUAAUAUUUUUAGCUGUGGUGCAGAAGAUGGUAAGGUUCGAAUCUUUAGGGUGAUGGGAGUUAAGUGUGAUCAAGAAUUAGGAUUUAAGGGCCAUUCUUUGGGAGUAUCCCAGGUCUGCUUUCUGCCAGAAUCCUAUUUGCUGCUUACAGGAGGGAAUGAUGGGAAGAUAAUGUUGUGGGAUGUAAGCAGUGAAGUUGAAAAAAAACAGAAGAGUCCUACGAAACCUACUCACAGGAAGAAAACUAAGAGAGCAUCUUAUACGAAGCAGGGUGGAAACACUUAUCAUGCCCCAGCAGAUGAAGAAGAACAUGGCAAAAUUUUACCAAAGCUAAGUAUUGAACAUGGAGAAAAAGUGAACUGGCUCUUAAGUACAAGAAUAAAGGGAUACCAAAAUAUAUUAGUAGCUGAUCAAACUAGUUGUAUAUCUGUAUAUCCCUUAAAGGAAUUUUAAAUCCAAUAAAAUCAUUUGAAAAACUGCA